AAUAAAUCAUAUAUAUAUAGUGAAAAAUAAUUUUUUAAAAAAUGGAUCGAAUUAGACGUGGAAAGAGGCCCUAUGAAUCCGAGGAAAAAGAAGAUAGAAAUAAUAAUCAUAUGUAUUCAUCAGCUCGAUCUCAACAUGAUAUGUCUACAAUGGUUUCAGUCCUCUCUCAAGUUAUUGGCAUCAAAAGUACUACUAACACAAAUUGUUCUUCUUCUUCCUCCACACAUCAUAAGCCAUUAUUAACCCUAAAUCAUCAGUCUAAUACUAUGCAAAACCAAUUACCUCAGCUCAAUCAACAACAAGGGAAUAAUGAAAAGAGAAGAAGACAGUACAGAGGUGUGAGGCAAAGACCAUGGGGUAAAUGGGCGGCCGAAAUCCGUGACCCGGAAAAAGCUGCUCGUGUAUGGUUGGGUACUUUUCACACUGCGGAAGAUGCGGCAAUUGCAUAUGAUGAAGCUGCACUUAAAUUUAGAGGAAACAAAGCUAAACUCAACUUUCCAGAACGGGUUCAAUCCACAACUGAUCGAUUCGGGAUAUCAUACCUAAUUACUAAUACUAAUCAUCAAAAAGAUCAAUUUCAGCCCAGUAAUUUUCUCCCAAAUUCUGAUCAAUUACAACAUCAUCACUACAGUAAUCAUAAUGCUGAUGAUUUGAAAUUUGGCGUCUCGCCGAGUUUUUAUCACCCUACAGGGUUCAAUCCUAAAGCACUGGAUUUAGUGGAACCUUCGAAAUCAUCAUCGAUGACAUAUUUGGUACAACAAGCAUCGUCUCAUGAGGUACAAGAAGAACCAAGGUAUAUUAAUCACCAGCAAGAAGAUGAAAACAAUCUGAAAUUUUCAUCUUAUUUUGGCACUUAUUCAAGCUCAGGACCAACUUUGGGGGAGUUUGAAGAUCAAAAAUAAUUAUUUUUUUCAACCAACAUGAAGGUAUACAAUUUCUUGAGGAUAUAAUGUCACAUAUUAAUAAGUUUUUGGCCCUAAAUGUGCUUUCAAUUUCCUUCUUUUGUCAUGCAAUUAGUUAAGCAUUAAUGAUUUGGUUGAUAAAUUCAGUUG
Solanum pennellii is the source of this 1052-nucleotide messenger RNA. RefSeq names its product ethylene-responsive transcription factor ERF114-like. The coding region runs from base 42 to 902 and encodes 286 amino acids. Gene Ontology annotation, biological process: regulation of DNA-templated transcription; ethylene-activated signaling pathway. Gene Ontology annotation, molecular function: DNA-binding transcription factor activity; DNA binding. Lineage: Eukaryota; Viridiplantae; Streptophyta; Magnoliopsida; Solanales; Solanaceae. The record is from RefSeq and is a predicted model, not a curated record. The transcript is spliced from 3 exons.